UAAAAUUAUAACAUCAUUUUAAUCUUAUAGCAACAAAUAAUUACGACCGGAAUAUUUAUCAUUAAAUUCGGUAACUAAUUCCUUGUUAGUUUGUAGGCAUCUUGACAACAUUUAGUUAAAGGAGGACAAACCUCUUCCCUUCAGCCACACUCUAGCGUUUUUAUAGCAACAAAGAUGAAACAAAUUCAGAACUCUCUGACUUCGGUUGGCAAAAGAGGCUAAAAUAAGUUCAUCCUCUAGUUGCCAUGUAAUUAUCGCUCCCCUUGUUUUUAACUACAAAAGAACAAAAAACAUAGUAAGGCCAAAAACAAAUGUGCCUACAUAAGAAUGCAUACCCUACUCACACACACACACACCCCAAGUGAAGUUGCAAUUGAGAAGGAAAAGGUAAAGGCUCAGAAAAUAACAAAAGAAAUGGAAAUGAUGACAAAGAAAGAAGAGAACAUGAAGAGGAGUUGGAUGUCAAUGCCACAAAGUGAGUUCCAAGUAGCAGCAAGGGGUAACAAGAGGAGAAGGAGAGAGCUUACUGCAGUUGCACUAACAAAUGAAGAAAACCAAAGUAAGGAACAAACAUUGCAGCCACACCAACAGCAACAGAAGGUUGAUCAAAAUUCCACUACCAACACUACAAAGAGAAGUUCAAGAUUCAGGGGUGUCAGCAGACAUAGAUGGACAGGUCGAUACGAGGCUCACUUAUGGGACAAGCUCUCUUGGAACAUAACACAAAGGAAGAAAGGGAAGCAAGUUUACCUUGGGGCAUAUGAUGAAGAAGAAUCUGCUGCUAGAGCAUAUGAUUUAGCUGCACUUAAGUACUGGGGAACAUCAACUUUCACCAAUUUUCCGAUAUCAGAUUAUGAGAAAGAGAUUGAGAUAAUGCAAACUAUGACAAAAGAAGAGUACUUGGCUACUCUAAGGAGAAAGAGCAGUGGCUUUUCAAGAGGUGUAUCAAAGUAUAGGGGUGUUGCAAGGUGAUACUCCAAAUGAAAAUAUGAACAUCAUGAGUUCUGGAUUGCAAUAGAUUAC
Messenger RNA from Arachis ipaensis, 1023 nucleotides. The record is from RefSeq and is a predicted model, not a curated record. NCBI's taxonomy places the organism in Eukaryota, Viridiplantae, Streptophyta, Magnoliopsida, Fabales, Fabaceae.